Messenger RNA from Manis pentadactyla (Chinese pangolin), 1937 nucleotides. RefSeq names its product transmembrane protein 161A (gene TMEM161A). The coding region runs from base 89 to 1651 and encodes 520 amino acids. The transcript is spliced from 11 exons. The record is from RefSeq and is a predicted model, not a curated record. NCBI's taxonomy places the organism in Eukaryota, Metazoa, Chordata, Mammalia, Pholidota, Manidae.
ACAGAGUCGGUUUCUGAUUGGUGAAGUUCCCCUGAGGUGUCCGGAGCCCCUGGCCCGUGGGACAGCGUACCUCGCUCGGUCCAGCUACAUGGCGGUCCUCGGAGUGCAGCUGGUGAUGACCCUGCUCGCUGCCACCCUCAUGCAUAGGCUGGCUCCGCACUGCUCCUUCGCGCGCUGGCUGCUCUGCAACGGCAGUCUGUUCCGAUACAAGCACCCUUCCGAGGAAGAGCUUCGGGCCCUGGACGGGAAGCAGAGGCCCAGAGGCAGGAAGGAGCGGUGGGCCAAUGGCUACAGCGAGGAGAAGCCACUGUCUGUGCCCCGAGACGCCCCUUUCCAGAUGAAGACCUGUCCCCUCACAGCUGUGGAUGCCCUUGUCCUGCGUUUCUUCCUGGAGUACCAGUGGUUUGUGGACUUUGCUGUGUACUCGGGCGGCAUGUACCUCUUCACAGAGGUCUACUACUACGUGGUGGGUCCGGCGAAAGAAACCAACAUCGCUGUGUUUUGGUGUCUGCUCACUGUUGCCUUCUGCAUCAAGGUGUUCCUGACGGUGACCUGGUUGUACUUCAGCGCGGAGGACGGGGGCGAGCGCUCUGUCUGCCUCACCUUCGCCUUCCUCUUCCUGCUCCUGGCCAUGCUGGUUCAGGUGGUGCGGGAGGAGACCCUGGAGCUGGGCCUGGAGCCAGGCCUGGCCAGUCUGACUCAGAACUUGGAGCCACUUCUGAAGAUGCAGGGCUGGGACUGGGCGCUCCCUCUGGCCAAGCUGGCCAUCCGCGUAGGGCUGGCAGUCUUGGGCUCCAUGCUGGGUGCCUUCCUCACCUUCCCAGGCCUGCGCCUUGCCCAGACCCACCUGGAUGCACUGACCAUGUCCGAAGGCAGGCCCAUGCUGCAGUUCCUUCUGCACACCAGCUUCAUGUCCCCACUGUUCGUCCUGUGGCUCUGGGCCAAGCCCAUUGCACGGGACUUCCUGCACCAGGCGCCCUUUGGGGGGACGCCCUACUCCCUGCUGUCGGACUCGGCCUUCGACUCGUUGCGACUCUGGGUGCUGGUGGCGCUGUGCCUGCUGCGACUGACGGUGACCCGGCCUCACCUGCAGGCUUAUCUGUGCCUGGCCAAGGCCCGCGUGGAGCAGCUGCGGCGGGAGGCAGGCCGCAUCGAGGCCCGUGAGAUCCAGAGGCGGGUAUGGGCGCCCCUGGCGGAGUCGGAACUUGGGGCUCAGGCAACAGAGGCCCCUGUUUCUUGGGCAUGGAGUCCCCCAGAGGCCAGACGGUCCCGCACUGUAGUCACUGUGCCUGCCCACCAGGUGGUGCGGGUCUACUGCUACGUUACAGUGGUGAGCCUGCAGUACUUGACACCGCUCAUCCUCACCCUCAACUGCACGCUGCUGCUCAAGACCCUGGGCUGCUACUCCUGGGGCCUGGGGCCGGUCUCUCCACUGCCCCCCACCCUGUCCUCAGUCCACGAUCAUCCGGCCGGCACCGGGGAGGAUGAGGCCCAGCAGACGGCUGCCCGGAUCACUGGGGUCCUGGGCAGCCUGCUCACGCCCCUCUUCCUCCGCGGGGUCCUCUCCUUCUUCGUUUGGUGGACCGCUGCCUGCCAGCUGCUCUCCAGCCUCUUUGGCCUCUACUUCCACCAGCACCUGGCAGGCUCCUAGCCACCUGCAGAUGCUCCUGGGGCUGCAAGGCCUGUACUGGGCCAGUGGGACGCAGACGGCCCCAUUUUAUGUGCCUCAGCGUCCCCAGGUGCAAAUCGGGGCCGGGAGCCCCCUUCACCACAGUGCCUGUGCUGUGGCCCCCUCGGGACCCCGCGUUUCUUCCUUGAAACUGCGCCCCAGGGUCAGCAGCUGAGGGUCCCAGGGCCACUGUUCCUGGAUUGUGUGCCUGGUUUUGGGCGGGAGCGGACACUCUCAAAUAAAGGAGCCGGCCACUUUUUACAAAGAA